UGUUCAUCCUGGGGGUAUGUAAACACUAAUAUAUUGCUACACACAUGUUUAGAAACAUGUGGACAGGCUGUUGUCAUUCUCAGCUGUAAUAAUUAGCAACGGUUACCACAAGGCAGUGUUGGGGAGAGACCGCCAGCCCUCCACAGCGGACUGCGCCAUCCGUUUCCUAAGUUAAGCCAACCGCCAAGAGGACUACUCAUUCAGAUGUUUCCAACCUUAGCAUCAUCAUAAGGCGCCGGCAGGCGAGUGAGUGUUGACAACCUAUGAUACUCAGCCAUGGCCCUUCAGGGAGUGAUUCUCUAUCUAUUAGUCCUGUUUCCAGCUGCCCUCCUCAUCGAAGACUCGCCAAACAGCCAUCCUUAUGGCCCGCCCAUAACUUGUGGACGAAUUAGCAGUGAGAAACUGUUGCGCAAGAAAUCCAGCAACAGUAUUUGCUGUGGAGACGAACAGUACAGCCCUGACACCCACUGCUGCUGCUUGGACGGGGCGUUCCGUACCGAAGCCCGGGACUGCUCCCUCUGCUGUGAACAAGACAAGAACCAAGCAGCUCCCAUAGGUGAUCUCGCUCUGUUUGAAUCUAAUGUAUCCAAAGAUGACAGUCACAACAUUGUGCGUCAACCGUGCCAUCCUUCCACAGCCUGCUGUGGCCAACAGGCCUUCGACCCCAGCUCCGCCGUCUUCUGUGGACUGACGAUCCUGGUCCACCCGCUCCGAUGCUGUGGAGGAGGGGCCUACCACACCAACACCCAGCUGUGCUGUGGACCCCUGGGCAGAGAGAAGAUCCUCUCCAAGAAACACGAGGAGAACAUUUGCUGUGGAGACGCCCAGUACAACAAUGGGACCCACGAGUGCUUGGGAGACCCUCGUAGAGUCAAGGAGCGCCCAGUGUCCCCUGGGACGUGCUCAGACCGGGCGUCCAUCCCCAGGCCAGCAGAGUACAGAGGGAUUGAGAUCUCCUUCCAGAGCUCUGGUCAGGGGCUCUACAACCCCAACACCCAGCUGUGCUGUGGACCCCUGGGCAGAAGGAAGAUCCUCUCCAAGAAACACGAGGAGAACAAUUGCUGUGGAGACGCCCAGUACAACAAUGGGACCCACGAGUGCUUGGGAGACCCUCCUAGCGUCAAAGAGCGCCCAGUGUCCCCUGGGACGCGCUCAGACCGGGCGUCCAUCCCCAGGCCAGCAGACUCCUCAGCUCUUCCGGUAUCCUCAGUCAUGGCAGAACAACUCGCCCCAUCCACUGUAAAUUUACCCGUCGCUGAGCCUGGGGGCCGGCCUCGGGUUAGGGUUAGCGGACGCGGACCUGCGGACCCCCCUGACAGCAGGGGGACGGGCCCUGCUCCGUCCUCCCCCAGUCCCCGGACUACGCUGAGGGGGAUGCUGUUCAGGUCAGGCCGCAGAUGACCUUUGAGCCGCGACAGGUUCUAUUCCCACACGGUGUGGGAAUUGACUCAAUGAAUCAAUUAUUGGAAGGGACCAACUAAUGUCGUCUGGACUAAGCUAGACCAAACUGGACUUGGGUUACGUUAAUGUAACCCAAGUCCAGUUUGCAAAAACCUAUCUGAUACUGUAGAGAAACCUUGAAGUUGAGUAAAUAGUUAUCCAUGUACUGUUUUUUUAAAUAAGUCAUUUUUUUUAGACAAUGAAGGUGAAUCACAAUCUACCUGUUAGGGUUACUACUACUGCUACUGCAUUGCAAAAGUCAGUCCGUCUCCGUUGCAUCGAGUGAUAGUUAAAAAAUAUUGGAUGCGCACGUAGAGCUACAGAGAGGGUCUCGGAGAGGGUCUCAGACAGGCUCUCCGGCUGCGGAGAGGGCAAUCCGUGUCUACGUACAGCACUUUACGGAGGAGUAUGAAACCAGCCUUGAGGACUACUACUACUGAGAAUGUAGUGUUACGUCGGUAACGCCGUCUUACUAUUGUUUAUUAUUGAACUAAAUACCUGUGGUGUGUGCCCAACCCUUCAGCCAUUCAAUUAUUUGGAGUAUUGACUGAUUAAUUAUUGUUAUUAGGAUAAUUAUUCUUUUUUGUUUUGUAUAUUUUUUGUUUUAAUAUAUUAGCAAUGAUCUCAAUAAACGGCAACGUGACACCUAUA
Molecule: messenger RNA, 2091 nt
Organism: Gadus morhua (Atlantic cod)
Lineage: Eukaryota; Metazoa; Chordata; Actinopteri; Gadiformes; Gadidae
Product: galaxin
Exons: 9
Coding region: 277-1401 (374 amino acids)
Source: RefSeq, a predicted model, not a curated record